AUGGAAAUGGUACGAGAUGAGGAUAAGUGUAGUGUUGUACUGAAAGACAAUCUCAUAUAUUACAUUGGUGGUGUUGGUGAUAGUACUUUUAGUAUGAAUGAGAUUCCAGUUUUUGAUACAGCAAAUUUAGUUUGGUUAUCUAUGACGACUCGUGGCGAUCAAAUUGGAUCUCGUAGUGGACAUUCAGCUGUCUUAAAUGGACUUAUUCUUAUUUAUGGUGGAACGGGAUCCAAUUACACUCAAGUACAACCUGAUGUUGCUAUAUUAGAUGUAAGUGUUACACCGUAUACAUGGAAGGCUAUUAUUAUAGAUAAAGCACCACAACCACUUAUGUAUCAUUCAGCAACAAUGUAUGGAAUAUAUAUGAUUAUUGCAUUUGGUGCAAUGGUUCCUUCACAACCACAGCCGAUAUCCAGUUCGGCAUUAAAUAAUAAUUUAUAUAUAUUUGAUACACAAAAUUAUACAUGGGUUGAUACAUUUGAUGCGUCAAAUAUAUAUGGGUCUGAUUUAACAAACUCCAAUUCACCUUCAUUAGCCCCAAGAUAA
Molecule: messenger RNA, 546 nt
Organism: Dentiscutata erythropus
Lineage: Eukaryota; Fungi; Glomeromycota; Glomeromycetes; Diversisporales; Gigasporaceae
Source: the annotation of a GenBank genome assembly